AGCAAUUUUAAUAUUCCGCUAGAAGACGUAGUAAUAUGCAUUGAACGCUUUUGAUGGUUACAUAUAUUCGAUGAGUUGACCGAGAUUAAUUCGAUGUAGUUUUUGAAACUUGUCUGAUUCAUCCUAGGACAUAGACCCUUGAUAUUCUUCAACAGAUACGUCUCAAUUUCAGUAAAGGCCAAUUCUAUUCAUCCAACACUGAUAACUUAGCGUCAAUCUUUGUCCAACUAUGGCUCGUAGAUUAUUAACGAAAAGUCGCUGUGAAAUCUUCAAAUUGGAUUAUUACUUCAUUACCUAUCGAAGAUAAUCAACAUAAGCACUUAUUUUUCAAUUCAGAUCCCAACUCGAAAAGUGCGGACCAGUUUCGGCAGGAAAAUACCAGAAAUCGCCGGAAAAAAUUCCGAAAAUUCCCGGCCGGAAUACUGCUUCCAGUUCCCGCUAUUUUCCGUGUUUUCCCGCAGGUUACGGUGAUUUUUCCCGCAUUUUUCUGCGGUUUCUGCAGUAUCCGGUGGUCGGAACGAUUGACUUGGGAUUAGGUUGAAUGUUAGUUGCUUUCGUUUACAAGCAGCCCUUUGUAAUUCAUGAAUAACAAAUCUUCUUCGAAGUCAGCGCUAUCUGUUACUUGAACGCUCCUCUCUCACUUCGAACGAUUAAUUAAUCGUUGGAGAGUUUGCGUUUAUCUUGUCGUUACCUGCAACGAUUUGCUUCGUUUUGAGUCAGUCAGAAUAAAUUAUCUCUUUUAACAUCAGAAAGUAUGGCGUAGAUUGCCGUUGAAUUUUUUUAGAAAAAAGUAUUCACCAACUCACGCAUAUAAUGAGUUCAUUAAAAUGUAGAAUUAAAUCAUCGAUGAACGCAUUUGAUUUUCAAAUUCAAGAGUUUUUGAGUAGUAAUAGGAUGCGAGCAAUUCAAAAAUGGAAUAAACUUUUUUCUCUUUGAUAUUUUCAUUGUUGGGUACAGUUGGGCGGGCUAACUGCAGCUGUGUGGCUCACGCUCAUAAGCUCUCAGAUGAGCAUCACCGUAUUUUCUGUCUAAAAUAGCGGAGGAAAGCUACAGUUACUUGUCAAUAACGUUAUCAAGUAAUUAGCAACGGAAGCUUUGCAAGGUUAUCAAACGAAAGACAUUUUUAGAAAAAUAACGGUUUUUUUUAUAAAGUUUGACCAAAAGUGAUCGGGAUCAAGGAAUCAGAAUUUGUCAUCGAUUUCUCAAAAUUUCGAGGUUGAUUCUUUUUUUUUUACUAAAAAGGCAUUUUUAAUAAGAAUUUUUUCUUUACGCAAUAAAUUAUUUUAGAUAAAAUAAAUCGAAAUAAAAAAUUUUGAGAAGCCGAUUACAGAGUUGAAUUUCUUGAUCUCGAUUACCUUUGAUGAUACUUUACAAAAAAAAUGAUGUUAGCGCAAUGCCUGCAAGAUUAAAAUGUGAAACGUGAUGUAGCUGUUGUCAUUAGCCAGCAAACAUUGUUUCCUUCGAUAUACCUUGGAACCCACUUAUUCAUCAUUUUUUACUUAAUUCUCUAGAACUGAAAUAAGGAAGCAGCUGAUAUAUUCUCAUGAGAUUCUAGUGACAUAUAAUUGCCAACCCUGUAGCAAAAGAUCUAUCAAGAUCUGUAGUAGUCUGUGAAGCCCGUCUGUCACGGUUUGUGGUGGGUCAAUAAUGAUUUACUACCGAAUAAUUAAUGACAAACAAGAAUAACUGUUGAAAAUUUUGAUUGUAAAUUGUUACCGUCUCUAGUCACAGUGUGACUCAUGAGAACAGCUUUUUAUUUCGUUCAUUGUGUAAUAAAAUGUUUACAAAGAAUCUUUUUCAGGGUGUCAGUGUAGAUAUGGAUAAAAAGAAGAUUGUCAACUACAUCUCAAAAUAGAAAGGAAAAAAAGAAGUUGGAAAAAAGCAAUUGAUGACUUUUCUCAAUACAUCUUAAUCAUCAAUAAGUAAUUAUAUAUGUUUUUAAAUCUCUUAUAUUCAAUGAAAGUCAAACCAACUUUUCAUAAAGUUUUAACAAUAUAAUUCUUUAAUCUUCAACAGAUAUAUUUAAUUAUUGAGAUUGACGUGGAGAUUUUAAUUCGAACUUCGCUAUAGCUUACUAGAAAAUAGUAAUAAUUGGUUGCUUUUGUUUUUCUUACUUCGCACUAUUCAUGAUUGAUACAAGUAUUUAGAUUAUAACAUCUGAAUAUGAAGCGUUUAAUAACAAAGGAAGAAAUCGAUGAAUCCAACAAUGAAUUUACAUUUAGAUACAUAGAAGAUCUAAUAAUAAUAUGGUUCGAUGAUAAAGUCGCUGAGGAAAUAAAAUGUAUGUUAGAACAAUCACAUGAUCACAUACAAAUUUAUCAUUCAUUUGACGAAAUGACUUACAUUAUAGAGAAUAUUAGAAAUAAACAAAAAAUUAUUUUAAUUAUUGUUGAUUGAUAUUCUCGUGAAAUAUGACGUCGAACCCAUGAUAAUGAGAAGAUUGAAACAGUUUUUAUAUUCUGUUUGAAUAUUUCAUUAUAUAAAGACCUAAUUGGUUAUUGUCGAUCGUUUUAUCGAUUAAAUAAAAAAUAUCUCGAAGACAUUAAUACGUUUGAACAGACAUAUAAAUAAUUUGAAGCUAUACGUUGGUAUGCAAAAGACUUUUUUUUAUAUCAAUUUAUAAUAAAGCUUUAACAACUGAAAAUAUCGAAGCAUUAUUUCGUUUGAGAUAUUUUAUUAAAGGUUUUUGUAAAAAUUUAAAAUUAUUAUUUGAUGAAAAUUUUCAAAUUUAUCAAGACUCAUUUGAAGCAUUAUUAAUUUAUCCUGAUUUAACAUUACCAAUUCGCAUUAUCUGUAAAAGACAUUUGAAAAAAAAACGUUGA
Molecule: messenger RNA, 2822 nt
Organism: Rotaria sp. Silwood2
Lineage: Eukaryota; Metazoa; Rotifera; Eurotatoria; Philodinida; Philodinidae
Source: the annotation of a GenBank genome assembly